Messenger RNA from Arabidopsis thaliana (thale cress), 2051 nucleotides. RefSeq names its product Mannose-binding lectin superfamily protein. NCBI's taxonomy places the organism in Eukaryota, Viridiplantae, Streptophyta, Magnoliopsida, Brassicales, Brassicaceae. The transcript has 4 exons. The coding region runs from base 388 to 1494 and encodes 368 amino acids. The record is from RefSeq and is marked reviewed. Gene Ontology annotation, molecular function: carbohydrate binding.
AUAUUUAAAAAAUCAUUUCUAACAAUGAAACUGUGUAUAAAAAGGCACCUUCACUAGUACCUGCACAUCACUCAGCAUUGUUCUUCAGCUCUCCUUAUCGCUCUCUAAAAUCCACUAUAAGAGGUUCUAUCUUCUUAUAAUUUGGAAAGUAUAUAGCAUCGAAACACUUUGAAUGUAAAAAUAUAUACAUAUUAUAAUAGUUAUGCAGUACUUAAAUAUGCUUAGUUAAUUAGUUUGAUUAAAAUAUGUAGCUUAGUGGUUAAUAUUAAUAUUUAGAUUGGGUUACCACUUAGCUUAGAUUCAAGCUUUCAACACUACGUCAACCCACGUAAUAUAUGUUGUUAACAAAAAACUUAGUUUUCUUCAAGAAAUUCGUAACCGUAAGUGAUGGCCCUCAAGGUGGAAGCUAAAGGUGGAAAGGUAGGGAUCCAGUGGGAUGAUGGAUCUGACUAUCAUGAUGUAACAAAGAUAUAUGUACGAGGUGGUCUUGAAGGUAUUCAGUUCAUCAAGUUUGAGUAUGUCAAGGCUGGGAAAAAGGUUAUUGGACCAAUCCAUGGUGCUUCUGGUCGUGGUUUCACAGAGACGUUUGAGAUCAACAAUUUGGAAAAAGAAUAUUUGUUAUCUAUUGAGGGUUACUACAACGCAUCUACCGGUGUGAUACAAUGUCUUCAGUUCAUAACUAACAAGAAGACUUAUGAUCCAAUCGGAUACAAUGAGGGUGCUAGGUUUACACUUAGCGCUAGCAGGAGCAAGAUUAUUGGGUUUCAUGGAUUUGCUGACAAGUAUCUCAACUCUCUUGGAGCAUAUUUUAUCAAGAUUCCUUCAAUCCAAUCAGCAAUCGAAGGUGCUAAAACCACAGGAAAAGGUUUUGAUGAUGGUGGUGACUACGACGGCAUAAGAAAAGUGUACGUUACAACUGAUGGCUCUGCAAUUAGGCAUGUAAGGUUCGACUAUGACAAAGCCGGUCAAGUGGAAACUCGUGAGCGCGGGGCGAAGACCGGAACACAACAUGAGUUUACGGUCAAUCAUCCAUAUGAAUAUAUCACAUCUGUGGAGGGAACCUACGCUCAUACCCAACCUUACAAUUGUGUUGUUCUUACAUCGUUAACUUUCAAAACAUCAAAAGGAAGAGCCUCUCCAGCGAUUGGAAAAGUGACUGGUAGCAAAUUCAAGCUGGAGAGACAAGGUGAUGCUAUUGUUGGGUUCCAUGGACGGGUAGGCUCUUGUAUUGAUGGUAUCGGGGUGUAUUACGCUCCACUUCCACCUUCUCCUCCUCCUCCAGAGAAACUCCAAGGCCAAGGUGGUGACGGUGGAGAUUCUUGGGACGAUGGUGCUUUCAAAAAUGUGAAGAAGAUAUAUGUAGGACAAGGCGAUGUUGGGAUUGCUGCAGUCAAAUUUGAGUACGAGACUUACACUAGUGAGGUGAUUCUGGCAGAAAGACAUGGAAAGGAAACAUUGCUCGGAUACGAAGAGUUCAGUUUCUCUUUACCCUAACAUUUUAUCUCAAAAAACCAAUUGAAAAUGAAUGGAUAUUAUAUUUACAUCUUUUAUAUUAAGCAUGAUCUCUUGCAUUUCUCAAAUGUGAAAUUCCUAACAUUUAGUUUUCAUCUACUACACAGUUUGAACUGGACUAUCCGAGUGAGUACAUUACAGCUGUGGAAGGUUGUCACGAUAAAGUAAUUGGAUCUGAAACUGGAGUUAUAACCAUGCUUAGGUUCAAGACCAACAAACGUAACUCUCCACCAUUUGGACUCGAAUCUGCGUUCAGCUUUAUACUUGAGAAAGAUGGGCACAAGAUCGUUGGGUUCCACGGAAAAGCUAGUACCUUGCUUCAUCAGAUUGGAGUCCAUGUCACGGCUAUUGCCUAGUUACCAUAUAUAUCCUUAAACCAAGUUUGAUUAUGCUAUAAUGUCUUUUUCAAUUAUGCAAUAUUAAUGUGUAAUAAGGUUUUUCAAUUAUGCAAUAUUAUUGUGUACGUAAGGUAAUGUUGUAUCAAUCCGAUUUCAACUUUUCACAUAAUAAAGAGCAAUUAUGUUUUUUGUCUUGGGCAA